GUGUAUAUUUUGAGAAUGUUUUCUUGUGGAAAAAUUCCAAAGGACUCAAGCCCAACAAGGCGGGGGGCAGGGCUGACCGCGAAGCUCCAAGGAUUUAUACUGGGGUUAUUUCUUCUUCCAGUUCCUAUUAAGACGCCGUCCGGUCGGCAGCCAGAAUCGCCUUCCAGUUAUGCAACAGCUGAAAUCAGCGCUGGUUCCAAUCCUCUCCACCUUUCCCACCAAGCCCAGGACUGUGCAAGCGUUCCCAUCUACGGCGACAUUCGUUACAAGCUCAUCCACACAAUCCCCACCACCUGUUUGCGAAAAUGCCUCACUCAACCCACCCGCCACCACCACCACCACCAGUGCCCUCCCUCGUCACCUCUGUCCUCCAGCUUCAGCAUACAUCCACCUCCCAUUCUGCCGCAAACGCUGCCACUACUGCGACUUCCCCAUCAUCGCUCUCGGCUCCGCCAACCCUACGGAUGCCGACCCGCGGAUCUCCAACUACGUCGAACUGCUCCGGCAGGAAAUAGAGUCGACAAGAACCGGUUUCAACCCCCACCCGCCUCUCGAGACCGUGUUUUUCGGUGGGGGCACGCCUUCUUUGGUUUCGCCCAAUCUUGUUUCCUCGAUUAUGGACACUCUGAGGGCGAAAUUUGGAAUCACCGACGGGGCAGAGAUAUCCAUGGAGAUGGAUCCUGGUACUUUCGAUAGCGGAAAAUUGAAGGAGAUGAUGGGGCUGGGUGUGAACAGGGUGUCAUUGGGAGUGCAGGCGUUUCAGGACGAGUUGCUGAGGUCUUGUGGGAGAGCCCAUGGAGUUGAAGAGGUUUAUGAGGCGAUUGAGAUUGUUGGGUCUUGCGGGGUUCAGAACUGGAGUUUGGAUCUUAUCUCUUCCCUCCCUCACCAAACCCAUGAAAUGUGGGAGGAAAGCUUGAAGCUUGCUGUAGACGCACGGCCCCAUCAUGUGUCCGUGUACGAUUUGCAGGUCGAGCAAGACACGAAAUUUGGCGUUCUGUACACACCAGGGGAGUUCCCUCUGCCAUCGGAAACCCUGUCGGCUGACUUGUACAGAAUGGCUUCGAAGAUCCUUGCCGAUGCUGGUUAUAUCCAUUACGAAAUCAGCAGCUAUGCCAAAAAGGGCUACGAGUGUAAGCACAACUCUACAUACUGGAAGAACGCGCCAUUUUAUGGUUUUGGCCUUGGCUCGGCUAGCUUUGUCAAUGGAUCAAGGUUUUCACGACCGAAGAAGAUGAAAGAUUAUGCAAAUUUCGUGCAGAAUCUUGACUCUGCCGAGGCAGCUUGGAGUAGGAGCGACGACCGUUCUCUUGAUGCUGACAAGGACUUGGCUUUGGAUGUUGUGAUGCUGUCACUUAGAACAGCAAGAGGGUUGGAUGUAAGAUCUUUCGCAGAUGCAUUUGGUGGCUCAAUGGUGUCCUCUCUCUGCAAGGUGUAUAAACCUCACAUUGAGAGCGGGCAUGUGGUUUGUUUGGAUAAGGAAAGAAAGUCCAUGAGUGCUGACGAAUUCAGCAAGUUGAUGGUUGCUCGUGGAGAUGAGAUUUCAGGGAAUUUGGCUUUUCUCCGGCUAAGUGAUCCAGAUGGUUUCCUUCUGUCUAAUGAGCUGAUAUCUCUCGCAUUUAGUGCCAUAGCACCUUAGAAAUUAUCAGGGGGGGCAACGGAAGCAUGACAUUGGGUGGCUAGCUAGCUACUGGCGGCUUAGCUUAUGUGAUCGUUAGUCGUUACAGUUACCAAAAAGAUAUCAUUGGGAAUACAGGCAAUGCUAGUCUUUCUUGAAAUAUAAAGUUGCAGAGUAAAGGACUAAUGCAACCAAAUUUCCAAUAGUUGACCUAUGGCGUUUGGAUACUUGGAAGGGAGACACAGUUUGACGCUUUUUGCAUUGAAUGCAAUGCAUAACAGAAGUGACAGUUGACUGGAAAUUGGAAGCUCCAUCACCAUGGCAACCUGUCCACCAUGCGGAAUAAAUGGCCCGACCAAGUGGAAACUCUGUGCUGAUUAGGUUUCUUGCUAGUUGUAACAACCAAUUUACAUUACACAUACUAGAUUUGGGCCCGCCCGUUGGGCGGAUGAAUUUCGCUAAUAGCAUAGACUACAUAGUACUUGUUCGAA
This is a messenger RNA of Linum tenue, 2106 nucleotides long. The record is from the annotation of a GenBank genome assembly. Lineage: Eukaryota; Viridiplantae; Streptophyta; Magnoliopsida; Malpighiales; Linaceae.